AUGGUUUAAAAACUUGUUUAAAAAACUUAAGUUAUCAAUCUUUUAAUCAAAUGUGGGGAAAAGAAUGGGUAUUCUACAGUACUUACAUCUUAUUUUUUAUUUAUUUUAAAUCAUAUAAUAGCAAGUCUUAACAUAGGUAUCCACUAAGAAGUUCAUAAAGUUGUUUAGCAUUUAUCUUAAUUGUUACUUUGUUUUUUUAUACUCAGAUUUCAAUUAAUCUUAGAUCUUAAAGCAUUUUAUCUUAUAUUAUUUAGCAAGCAUCAUUUAAUUUUAAUAGCUAAUCUCUAGUUCAGAAUUUAUCAGGUCGUAUUUAUAAGUAAUGACUUUCAUAGCAAUUUUUCAAUUUUUUUUAUUUAAUUUUUUUUCAUAUUUUUUAAUUUUAUUUUUAGUUUUAUUUUUCAUUUUUCAUAAUUUUUCAUAUUUUUAAAUCUUUUUUUAUUUUUUAAGUCAUUUUUUUAUUUUUUUUAUCAUUUUUUGAUUUUUUUAUUUUGA
Messenger RNA from Tetrahymena thermophila SB210, 492 nucleotides. RefSeq names its product transmembrane protein, putative. The record is from RefSeq and is a predicted model, not a curated record. The transcript has a single exon. Lineage: Eukaryota; Ciliophora; Oligohymenophorea; Hymenostomatida; Tetrahymenidae.